AUGACCCAAAAUCAAGAAGAAGUCCCUAGCAUUGAGCAGCAGAAAAAGCUCGAAACGUCUUUGCGUGAGGCGUUGAACCCAGACGGAAAAAACCCACAGGUUGACAGCGCCAUUUCAUCCACUUUUGAUUAUAUUCGGAAGCUGCUUGAAAAAAUGGAAAACUCUCAAGACAAGGACAAGACAGCGCAAGAAAUUGCCAACGAUUUGAAAGAUAAAUUUGACAAUUGGGCAGCGAAUCAAAAGCAGACCCAAAACAGUAAUGAAUCACACUAA
Clavispora lusitaniae ATCC 42720 is the source of this 273-nucleotide messenger RNA. RefSeq lists its product as uncharacterized. The record is from RefSeq and is a predicted model, not a curated record. NCBI's taxonomy places the organism in Eukaryota, Fungi, Ascomycota, Pichiomycetes, Serinales, Metschnikowiaceae.